UCCAACUGCGCAUGCGUGUUGUCGCGUGGUGGCUGCGCCGGGUCUGGGAAGUUGUGGGAACAUGAACGUAGUAAAAGUUGUGAUGGCAGACACGGGCUGUUAACCGAGGCCGAUCCGAGUCAGCAGCUCUGAGCGAGAGACCGAGUCCCGCAGAGGCAGAGCCAUGACAGCUAACGAGGAUCAGGAGAUGGAGCUGGAGGCUCUUCGCUCUAUCUACGAGGGGGAUGAGAGCUUCAAGGAAAUCAGUCCGGUGUCCUUUCAGUUUCGGAUAGGAGACCUUGACGACACCAAAGCAUUCAUCCUGGACAUCUCAUGGCCGGAGACGUACCCAGAAACAACCCCACAAAUCUCCCUCGAUGCCUUUUUCAACAACAGGAUCUCUGCAGAGACGAAGCAGCAGAUCCUGUCGAAGCUGGAGGAGCAGGUAGAGGCGAACCUGGGGACUGCCAUGAUGUACACCCUGUUUGAUUGGGCCAAGGAAAACCAGGAGGCCCUCAUGGAGAACCAUAAACCUGUAGUGACCGCUGUUACGAUGCCCAGCAGUGACAUCAUGACCACCAGCUCAACAGCCAAGAAGAGGGAGAAGAAAGAGCAGCUGACGAAAGCUCAGAAGAGAAGAAUCAUCAGCAAAACAGAUCACAAGGGAGAACUGCCAAGAGGCUGGAACUGGGUAGACGUUAUCAAACAUUUGAGUAAAACGGGAGGAAAAGAUGACGACUAAGCGCCAGCGCAGUGAUCCGGUGCCGCUUCACGCGAGAAGCUGCGGUGACGUUAGCAGUGAAAUCACUGCUGCUGUCCAGAAGCCUUCACAUCCAACCUCACCAACAUUCACAAUGGCUGCCGUCCUGACUACCAAAGCAGGCUGGGUCAGGUGGACACACACACACACACACACACACACUUAUUCAGCUAAACUGAGUCUUUGAGGUUGGAUUCAUCAGAAGCCCUCGCCCUCGUGUUUUCUGUGUUUCCGGAGUUUGUGCGACGCAGCGACGUGAAGAGGAGCGCACCGGGUUCUGUUCAUUUAGCCUCCAGAUGUCCUGCUCCAUCAUCCUUUAGGGUGGAGUGUGCUUGAGAUACUUGCUGUCACUGCCAUGUUUUCAUUCGGCGAGGUUAGGCCCGGCUUGUCAGGCACUGAGCUGUAAGUGUUGGAUUGUGGUUUGGAGUGGACGUGUCAAAGUGUUACGUAGCAUCCUGCUGUUCAUCUGAGGUAUCACGCGACUUUGUGAAAGCAGAGAGAUUUUUAAGAACUCACAACAUGUUACUCCUGUCACCAUUUCUUAUUUUGAUAAAUGUUUAAUUUCCCCUAUGAAUUGAAAACCUUAAAUGUUUUAUGAAUUAAUAAAAUUACCUUUGGUCUGCUGCUUGUCUAACAA
Messenger RNA from Paralichthys olivaceus (Japanese flounder), 1376 nucleotides. The record is from RefSeq and is a predicted model, not a curated record. Lineage: Eukaryota; Metazoa; Chordata; Actinopteri; Pleuronectiformes; Paralichthyidae.